CGUCGCCGCCGACCCACCGCCUCCUCCAAGCCCGGGUCGCCCGCCGCCACCACACCCUCGCCCGACGACAAGGCUGCCACCUCGUCGGGACCCACCACGCCCAAUGGCGACAAGGUGUUCACUUGCUCGGUGUGCAGCCGCUCGUUCGGCUACAAGCACGUGCUGCAGAACCACGAGCGCACGCACACCGGCGAGAAGCCGUUCGCGUGCGCGUCGUGCGGCAAGCGCUUCACGCGCGACCACCACCUCAAGACGCACAUGCGGCUGCACACGGGCGAGAAGCCGUACCACUGCACGCAGUGCGACCGCCAGUUCGUGCAGGUGGCCAACCUGCGGCGCCACCUGCGCGUGCACACCGGCGAGCGGCCGUACGCCUGCACGCUCUGCCCGUCGCGCUUCUCCGACUCCAACCAGUUGAAGGCGCACGCGCUCAUCCACCGCGGCGAGAAGCCGUUCGAGUGCGCGUCGUGCGGGGGCCGCUUCCGCCGCCGCCACCACCUGGCGCACCACAAGUGCUCCGGGCCUCCGCCCCCACCACCCGCGCAGGCGCCGCCCUCGGUGGUCGCAGCCGCCGUCCCGCCCCCGGAGUCUCCGUCGCCGCCUCUCUCCGACGUCGUCCAGACCGGUUCGGGUCACGACGACAACGGGACCGAUGUACCUCCGGAGCAGACCGAGCCGGAGGACUUGUCCAUGAAGGCGGUGGUCCGCCAAGACUCCAGCUUCCUGGCCAAGCACCACCACCCCAAGUUCCGCCACCGCGCCCCACAGCUGUCCUAG
Messenger RNA from Schistocerca nitens (vagrant locust), 777 nucleotides. RefSeq names its product gastrula zinc finger protein XlCGF49.1-like. The annotation marks the transcript as partial. Gene Ontology annotation, biological process: regulation of transcription by RNA polymerase II. NCBI's taxonomy places the organism in Eukaryota, Metazoa, Arthropoda, Insecta, Orthoptera, Acrididae. The transcript has 3 exons. The record is from RefSeq and is a predicted model, not a curated record. Gene Ontology annotation, molecular function: RNA polymerase II cis-regulatory region sequence-specific DNA binding; DNA-binding transcription factor activity.